AUGUCGAACAUGGAAACGCCAGAGGCCAGAGAGCUAAGCCUGGUUGGCAAAGUCGAGAUGCGUAUAGCUCUCGCAAAUGAUGCCUCUCUGGGCAAGACGUUGAAUAUUUAUCUCGCUCCAUUAUUGCUCAAGCUUGCCUCGGAGUUUGUGAGUGUGCGAAACAAAGUCAUAUCCGUCUGUCAGCACAUCAAUACUAGAAUCAAACCACCGUCGAUAAAGCUUCCUGUAGCUACGCUUCUCAGGCAGUAUAAAGACAAUCAUAACGCUUUGGUCCGCCACUUCGAUCUCUUAUACAUCCAACAAGGCAUUGAUAGACUAGCUAUUUCUGAACGUCUUGAUCUUCUUCCGACUCUUCUACAUGGCUUGCGAUCUAAUGCCGAGGAGUCUGCCACACAUGCAGCUUCCCUGUUUAACCUUUUGCUCAAACUUCUUCACAGCAUGACGCUUCCUGCACGCGGGAGUAAGGAAGAUGUCGAUCUAAGGGAGGGCCUUGGAUUAAGCGACAAAGCCGACGAUGCAGUCUUUGUCGCUACGUGGCUAGGGAAGCUCAUGUUGUUUGGCAUUGGCCAAGCUGGUACUACUCGCUGUCCAGGUUUAAACACGGAGGACUGUAGAUUCCUACAGCUCUACGGCAAGAAAGAAACGUGGACACCAAACGCAAUGGGUGGAUUGAACCUCGUGGAGACCAAAGUCGUGUCUGCUAAGUUCCUCGCCAGUGGGGCUUUUGUUGAUACUGAACGCUUUCUACCGGCAUUGUUUGCUUCAGCUGACCCCAACUCGCGUCUCUCCGACAUUGGAGAUGAUAUCCUGAAACGAGCAAACUCUGCUGUCUCUUUCGAAGAUCCGAUCUUAGUGCAGCAGCUAUAUGAAAUUUACUUAGGUACAAGGGGUGCAGAAGGAUCUCUUCCAGCUCGAGUUCCUCUGCAGACGAAGAUUCUCACACUUCUGUGCAAGUCCAAGCUCGCUUCUUCUUUCGUUCCGCAGAGCAUCCAGAUUGUUCAGGAAGGGCUUGCAGCCCCCAAAAGUGCCCAGCAGGACACUAGCAUCUCGGCACCAAAACAAGGCCUCGAAGCCUCGAAGCUUAGAGGCCAGAUCUUCGCUUUUACAAAUUGGCUUGCACGAAUUAGCUCGCCGGCCGAUCUCAACGCGUUUGCACCGGGUUUGGUGAAUCAGCUCCGGACAUAUAUCGAGAAUCAAGGCUGGCCACGGUAUGACACCGAAAAAGCCAUGCCAAGCGCAGGAGAAUUGACCUCACGCGCUUUCGGAUAUGAAAGCAUCGGACUCCUCGCCGGGGCCUGCCCAGACAAGCUUCUGCUAGAACCCGAACUCGAUCUUCUUCAAUGGCUUUUCAUGUCUCUUAGUGAAGAUCCAUCAGGCAAAGACGUAUCUAUUAGUAUUGAGCAAGCUCUGAGUAGUGUGCUUAGAGGGUUUGAUGCCGACCUAAGCCCCGAUCUUGAGUCAUCACUGACCUCUUUGUUGUUGCAUUAUAUGGGUUUACAUCCCCUCGAUCCUAGCGACGCCGAAGGUUCAAACACUAACAUUGUCCGAAGCACUCGUUAUGUUGCUGUUCGGUUUGCCAACCGUUGCCUUCCAUAUAGGAGUGCAACUGCUCGAUGGAUUGACAUCCUCGCUGUUGACGGCGGCGUCAAUGAGCGGAGUGAGGUCCUCGAGGAAGGGAGGAAGGGUCUGGAUCCUUACUGGUAUAGAAUGUUGAAUCCAACCAACGAUGAUGAUUUCCCAAGCGAACGAUCUCUCCAAGCCCGGAAAUACGAUCCUCCUGGCUUUCCAGAAUUGAUGGAGAGGAUUUUCGGUGCUGGAUCAGUCUGGGAUGUCACCAACAACAGCAGCAGCCUUGAUCUGGCCAACGCUUACUUACCUGCUCUCACGUUCUGUCGCUGUAUUUUACUGCAUCAAGCUUUGACAGCUACGAAAAGAUCUCCAAUUAUAGAUAGCGACUGGGAGCGAAACAUAGACGCUCUAAUAGCAAACGAUGAAGACGCUCGGAAUAGUCUCAAGGAAUACUUUCGCAAGUACUCGAAAUUCUCAAGCGAAAAUCAAGCAGCUCCCAGGGCACUCAAAACGUAUCUGCAGGCAUCAUACACUGGUAUGAUUUGUUCAAAAGGUGAAGAUGCCAAUAGAGGUGGAAACUUCCUCCUGGAACUUUGUCCUCUCCUUCCCUGUGCGGCCUACAUCUAUCUCUCGGCAAACAUCAUGAGUCUACAGGGACCUAUAUUUUCCACCAGGAAGACAUUGCGUGAAACAGCUUCGCAUGUUUUCGGUCUGUUGGCAAGUCUCGAAGAAUGUUCGAAAAACGAAACCCAGAAGAUGUUGAAGGUCUUUGACCAAAAGGUCCGGUCGUGGCGUCAAGCCAUUGGGAACGAGGCCCUUCAAGUACACGGCUCGAUCCUUACCACAGCAUACUUCCUGAGUAGGUCAGUCUCCCGCCACAAUACUCCUUCAGACUUCGAGGAGAAGCGGUCGGCCUUCAUUGCCAAUAUCCUGGAAGUUCUUAAUGAUAGCCGUGAUAAAAUGCUUUUGGAUGCAGUUUUCAUUGCUGUUUCGGAACUCGCUCUCUUUGGCGCGCUGACCCCCGAGUCCCUUCCGGAGCCAUACAAUGUUCGCGACUUGGUUCAAAAAUCCAUUGAAAAAGCCAAAGAGGGAGACGAAAAGGCUAUAACGGCCUUGGGCCAUCUUGCACUGCAAUGUAGGGAAGAGUCAGACGAUGACGCGAUACUGUCUCACAUCAUCGAACAGCUCUACGACUUGCAUAGUGUUAGACAACCUGAAGUGCAAUUCGCUGUUGGCGCUGCACUGUGCUGCGCUGCAAUAGGAUGGCAGUCGAAAUCGUUGGUUUCAGCCUUGGAUAUCCAGGGCCCUGUUCCCAUGUCGCCAGCUCGAGCAAAGACUUCUGCAUCAGUUCUCGACGACGUGCUUUUAAAGUGCAAAGCCAGCAAGCCAGCCUUGCGACAAGCUUCGGUGAUUUGGCUCCUAUGCUUGGUACAGUACUGCGCGCACAUGCAGGAAAUCCAGGGUCGAUUACGGGAGUGUCAGGUGGCCUUUAAAGGCUUCCUUGCCGAUCGCGACUCGUUGAAUCAAGAGUCUGCUUCGCGAGGUCUAGCUCUCGUGUACGACAAAGGGGAUAAAUCUCUAAAGGAUGAUUUGAUACGAGACCUCGUCUCCUCAUUUACUGGAAACGCUGGCCUUGCAGGGAAAGGAAAUGUAUCCGAAGACACCGAGUUGUUUGACUCUGGAGCUCUUCCAACGGGCGAAGGUUCGGUAACAACAUAUAAAGAUAUCAUGAGUCUUGCUGCUGAGGUCCAGGAUCCCAGUCUGGUGUACAGAUUCAUGUCACUUGCGUCAAACAAUGCCAUAUGGUCCGAAAGGGCUGCCUUUGGAAAGUUUGGGCUCACUAAUAUAUUGAGUGAUGCCUCUACGGAUGGCUAUCUAACACAAAAUCCAAAGAUUUAUCCAGCCCUUUUUCGAUAUAGAUUUGAUCCUAACACAAACGUUCGAAACUCGAUGAACGACAUCUGGGCUGCCAUUGUGAAAAAACCAGCAAAGACAAUCGACCUGCACUUUGACAGCAUCAUGAAUGACCUUCUCAAAAAUAUCCUUGGCAAGGAAUGGCGUGUCCGUCAGGCCAGCUGCGCCGCUAUUGCUGACCUCAUUCAGGGGCGGCCGUUUGGAAAGUACGAGAAGUAUCUGACACAGACCUGGGAGCUUACUUUCAAAGUCUGCGAUGACAUCAAAGAGUCUGUCCGUGGUGCCGCAAUGUCCCUAGCACGAGUCUUGACCGGCGUGUUGACACGUGGGCUCGAAGCCGGCGAGUCGUCUGCUUCGAGUGCGGAGAAGAUGCUGAAACAGGUGCUACCAUUCCUGCUAAGCCCGUCCGGCCUGGAAUCAGGUGCUCCCGAAGUACAAGACUUUGCCAGGAAAACGUUGCUGAAGAUCAUAAAGAGCAGUAACGGAAAGACGUUGCGCCCUUUUGUCCCAGAUCUCGUGGGCCGCUUACUCGCACUUUUAAGUUCCAUCGAGCCCGAAAUGAUCAAUUAUGUCCAUCUCAACGCUGAACAAUACGGUCUAACAGCGCAGGAGCUCGACGACGCCCGCCUAAAAAACAUUCAAGGAUCUUCGAUGCUUGAGGCUAUUGAGCGAUGUCUCGAUUUCCUAGAUGGGGAUUCGAUGCCAGAGCUACAGCAAAGUCUUGAGAAUGCCAUCAAGACCGUGGUCGGCCUUCCUUCUAAGGUUGGUUGCAGCCGUGUGCUCGUCACUCUUUCCACACGACAGAACUUCAUCUUCAAGCCUCAUGCAGAUCACUUUCUUUCUCUUGCUCUGAAACAAGUGUUUGACCGAAAUGACACAAUUUCGUCAUCGUAUGCCGCAGCAUGUGGCUAUCUUACAAGACUGUGUUCUAAUGAGGCCAUCUUGAAUCUUGUGGACUCUGCCCGGAAAUUGUAUUUCGGUUCGGAUGAAGAUCGGCACCGAGUGAUCUCCGGAGACUUAAUCUAUGCGAUGUCAAAGCAUGCCACUGACCGAUUCAAUUCCCUUGCUGGGGACAUUUUGCCAUUCGUGUUCGUUGCAAAGCAUGAUACUUCCGACCGAGCGAAGACACUCUUCGAGGACACGUGGAGCGAGAACGUUGGGGGAUCCCGAGCAGUCUUGCUGUACCUGAAAGAAAUUGUCGGCCUGGCAUCACAACAUUUGAACUCCGCUCGUUGGUCUAUCAAACAUACCUCGGCAUUUGCUGUUGCAGAUGUUGUUACUUCGUCUGGUAGUGCCAUUACCGAUGCCAAUGCUAGGAUGGUAUGGCCAGCUCUCGAAAAGGCGUUGUCAGGCAAGACGUGGGAAGGAAAGGAGAUCAUCAUGAAGGCCUUAAUCCACCUCGCAAGGAACAGCACCUUUUGGUCGACGGACCAGGGGGUGGGAGAGCAGUUUGAAAAGAUUGUACUGCGGGAAAGCAAGAGGAACAACCCUGUCUUCCGUCAACAUGCAGUAGAAUGCCUAGGAGAUUUCGUCGAAGUGCGCGAGACGGUUGAUAUGUUCCCACAAGUCUUGGGAGUGACGAAGCCAAUCAUCGAAGAGAUGUUGAGCGACUCAGACGAGAUGGACAUUGAUUCAAAGUCAGGAGGGCCGUCUUCCAAAACUGUCAUGGAGCUGACGCUGGCUAACGCAUCGACUGCCUUACUGAAAUCCGUCAAUCCUCGGGAAAGGAGUGAAGGGGACCUAGUCUCAAGCCUUACUGAGACUUUCCGGCUUGUGAGUCGAGUCAGGACUGGAAUGGCAAGCAGACUCACGCUCAAUGCGAUUUAUGACGGACAGAAGGAGUUGUUCGAAAGACUCAAUAAGGUACAACAUGGGGCAUUGUCUGGGCCACUCGAGACCAUCCUGGUGGAAUACGUGAAGCAACUUUUCGGCUCGAGCGAACAAGUUGAACAGACGCGUCUCAAGGCGUCCGAGGCAGCCAUAGCAGUGGCGCCCAUAGUUCACAAAGGAACACGUAUCAAAGCAGCGUUGACUGAGGAUUUAGCCACGGCACGGGCACAGGAGCGCUCUGUGUCCGUUCAGCAAAAUCUCGAUCGAGCAAGGAAGAUAGUGGAUGGAUGA
Messenger RNA from Letharia lupina, 5604 nucleotides. RefSeq lists its product as uncharacterized. The transcript is spliced from 5 exons. Gene Ontology annotation, cellular component: nucleus; cytoplasm. Lineage: Eukaryota; Fungi; Ascomycota; Lecanoromycetes; Lecanorales; Parmeliaceae. Bases 1 to 5604 code for a protein of 1867 amino acids. Gene Ontology annotation, molecular function: molecular adaptor activity. Gene Ontology annotation, biological process: proteasome assembly. The record is from RefSeq and is a predicted model, not a curated record.